AUGGCCCCUGCAACACUUCCUACCAAGUCUUUGGGCCGCAAUGGCCCUCUUGUCUCAAGAAUAGGCUUUGGAGCCAUGGGCCUCAGUUCAAUGUACGGAUUUGGAGGCACUGACGAAGACCGUUUCAAAGUUCUGGACCGCGCCCAUGAAUUAGGCAACACUUUUUGGGACACUGCAGAUGUCUACGGUGACAACGAGGAAUUGCUUGGCAAAUGGUUCAAGCACUCCGGAAAGCGGGACGACAUCUUUCUUGCUACCAAAUGCGGCGCAGUUUUCGAUGCCGCUGGAAACGCUUCUAUUCGCUCUGAUCCGGAGUAUGUACGACAAGCGUGUGAUAAAUCGCUUGGGCUGCUGGGUGUUUCUCACAUUGAUCUCUUCUACCUCCACCGACUCGAUAAGGAGACCCCAGUAGAGCUUACCAUCAAGACUCUAGCAGAAUUAAAAGAGUUAGGGAAAAUCCGACAUCUCGGACUCUGCGAGGUCUCAGCGGCGACCCUUCGGCGCGCGCAUGCCGUCCACCCCAUCACGGCCAUCCAGGUCGAGUACAGCCCCUUCUCGGUAGACAUUGAGAAGCCCCAGAUCGAUAUCCUCAACACGGCAAGAGAACUCGGCAUUGCGAUUGUGGCUUACAGCCCCCUGGGACGCGGCAUGUUGACCGGGCAGAUCAAAUCACCCGACGACUUUGACGCUGACGACUUCCGAAAGAGUCUCCCGCGAUUCUCCAAGGAGAACUUCCCGAAGAAUCUUGCAUUGGUGGAAAAGAUUGGGACCAUUGCCGCGAGCAAAGGCGUGACGCCCGGACAAUUGACUUUAGCGUGGCUCCUUGCGCAGGGAGCUGACAUUUUCCCCAUCCCAGGUAGCACUAAGAAGAUCAAGUAUCUCGAGGAGAAUCUAGGAGCCGUGAACGUCGUGCUCAGCAAGGAGGAAGAGGCAGAGAUCCGCAAGGCCAUUGACGAGACAGAGAUCAUUGGAGGUCGCUAUUCGGAUGCGCAUUCGGACCAUCUAUUUGCUGACACCCCGGCACUUGAGGCCAAAUGA
Messenger RNA from Trichoderma virens Gv29-8, 1038 nucleotides. RefSeq lists its product as uncharacterized. The record is from RefSeq and is a predicted model, not a curated record. The transcript is spliced from 4 exons. NCBI's taxonomy places the organism in Eukaryota, Fungi, Ascomycota, Sordariomycetes, Hypocreales, Hypocreaceae. Gene Ontology annotation, cellular component: cytoplasm. The coding region runs from base 1 to 1038 and encodes 345 amino acids.